Molecule: messenger RNA, 1318 nt
Organism: Desarmillaria tabescens
Lineage: Eukaryota; Fungi; Basidiomycota; Agaricomycetes; Agaricales; Physalacriaceae
Exons: 5
Coding region: 36-1208 (390 amino acids)
Cellular component (GO): nuclear pore outer ring
Molecular function (GO): protein binding
Source: RefSeq, a predicted model, not a curated record
CAUACAACGCGUCGCGCUCGACAACGACCACGACGAUGGACUACAACCAUCAAACUAUCAUCUACGUCCUCACUGCCUGCAAGAAUGACGACGCCGGAGACCUUGUCGCUAUUGGAGGCGAGCAUUCUGUCCAAGUUCUCCUUGUGAAAGAAACCGGCUGCGAGUCCCUGGCAGCCUUUCACAUUGGAUCUCGGAUUACCGCCAUAGCAUGGUCGCCCAAAACUGUCUCUCCGUCGUCUAGCGACAACUGGGUCAUUGAGCUCGCUGCUGCCGGAGUUGACUAUGGUCUGCAUCUACUCACAAAGCUACCCAAGGACGAAGAAAAUAUAUUCCACUUUGGCGGAGGUCUGAGUGGGCACCACGGCAAAGUGAACGACAUGUGUUUUGGUGGCGGUAGAGGAAGCGAUGCCUCUCGUUACAUCGCCACCGUCUCAGGUAACCCCUUCGACUCGUCUGUGUAUUUCUUACCACUUACAUUAUGUCCAGAUGACAAAAUGCUUAUGGUGUGGAACCUACUCCCUUCCGUUGACACGGCCUCAAUGCUGGUCUCGCCAGUGGCGCACAGCGGCACGGCAUCCCCUCCCCCAAGGGCACAGCCGACGGCAUAUGUUAUCGCAUUUCCCCACUCACUGACGUCCAUCAAUUCUCAUCCAUCUACCAGCAAAGAAUUCCUUGUUUCAGAUUGCAAGGGAUCUCUAUUCCUUACGGAUUGGCGUUCAGAUCCAGAUGACCCAGAUCAAGAUUCCUGGCAUAAUUCAAGCCUAGUUGAGCUUGUGGAACCACACGCUCUGUCGGAGGCUUCUUUAGGACGGUCCCUGCAAUGGUCGGGCUCAGUAGCCUGGCAAAGAGAUUCAGCCAACAUUGUGGGAGCCGUGUACGGGUCCAAAUUUUCCAUAUGGGAUCUCUCCAAGCUUCAAGGUGGCAAACCCCUUACCGCUGGAAAUAGUUUCCCGGAAGGCGGGGAUAAGUUCCGAUGGUGCUAUACCUAUCCCGACUACUUUGCCAUCUCGACACAGUCUCCCUCGAAAGGCGCCCUUAUCCAUGUACACAACCUGAGUUAUGUGCAUGCGCAACCCGAGAUCUUUACCGUAGCAUCUCGGCCCCAUCUCGUUCGCGACUUUGAUUUUCUUGGUCUUCGUGGUAUCCCACGGUUGGCAGUGGCUGUUGCCCGAACAGUGGUGAUUUUCCCAAUCGGUGUCGAACCCUGAUCAACCGCUAUCAACCGCCCUUUAAUUUGGUCUUCCGGUAAAUACGGAAUCUGGUCACUGUAUAGCGCCGAACAAGAGACCGAAUUGCCAAAAAAAUCAAUGUCAUAUAU